AUUUCCCACAAACCCACCGACAAAACCCCGUAGGGUCUGCGCUGCGGGGAUCCUCAAACCCUCUUGGGACUUGACUGCAGCUCGCGACGUCCUCUAGGAAACGUAGUCCGGGCCGGUGACAGGUGGCGGCGCAGGCGCAGUCUCGGUGGGCCUGGACUCACCGCCCCUUUGUUUUCCCGCCUGGUCCUCGCGGCUAUAGCUGUAUCGGACCUGAGACCCUCGCGCCUGCUGCUCCCAGGCAGGCUGGGUUCCCGUAUCUUGGAGGGUGGGGGAGAGCCCGACGAGUGAGGCUGGGACUCCCCACCCCUGGUCGAAGAGCCUCGGGGGGCCAGAACCAGAAUUCGGUGUCAUCAUUUCCAGAGAACAGCAGGGAAGCAACCCGCGACCAUGAAGGGUUUGGCUCGGGCGCUUGUGGGGAGAGAUCUCCCUAUUCAAGAUUUUGUCUCUUUCCAAGAAAAGCCCACAGAGGAGCUGGGAACAUUGGUAUCUGGCCUGUCAAGAGCCAGAGCACAGGAGUCAGUGACUUUUAAGGAUGUUGCUGUGAACUUUACUCGGGAGGAGUGGAGAAACCUGGACCCUGGUCAGAGGGACCUAUACAGGGAAGUUAUGCUGGAGAACUAUAGAAACCUGGUCUCAUUGGGGUAUCACAUUUCCAAACCAAAUAUGAUUUCCCAGUUAGAAAAAGGAAAAGAGCCAUGGAUGGUUGAGAGUGGAACUUCAAGAUGCAUUUGUUCAGACAGGGAAACUAGGCCUGAAGCCAAAGAUUCAACUCCAAAGGAAGGCAUUUCCAAAGAGAACUCAAACCAGGAAGGAAUCACCAUGAAUGGUCUCUGGUCUUCCAAAUUAGGAAAACCAUGGGAAUGUGAUAGCCAGUCAAAUUCUCAACAGGGAAUCCACGAAAGACAAGUGAAACUGCUGGAAGUUACCCAGAAGAAAAACUUUACUGGGAAGAAAUUUCCUAAAUCUAAUAAAUUUCGAGUAAGCUAUAGUCUCAACUCAGCCACCACUCCUCAGGAAAUUUCUGUAGGAGAGAAUUGUCAUAAAUGUGACAUGUGCAAAAAGAACUUCAAAGAGAAUUCUGGCCUAAUUAAACAUAAGAGAACUUGUUCAGGGAAGAAACGCUUUGAAUGUAAUGAAUGUGAUAAAGCUUUCAGCCAGCGUGCACACCUUAUUCAACAUCAGAGAAUUCAUACUGGAGAGAGGCCCUAUGAAUGUAAUGAAUGUGGUAAAGCUUUUAGACGGACUAUAGACCUUACUCAGCAUCAGAGGAUUCAUACUGGAGAAAAGCCCUAUGAAUGUAAUCAGUGUGAAAGAGCUUUUAGCCAGCGUGCACACCUUAUCCAACAUCAGAGAAUCCACACUGGAGAGAGACCUUAUGAAUGCAGUGAAUGUUCAAAAGCUUUUAGCUGGAGUACACACCUUACUGAACACCAGAAAAUUCAUACGGGAGAGAAGCCCUAUGAAUGUAAUGAAUGUGGGAAAGCCUUCCGAAAAAGUACAGAUCUUAAUCGACAUCAAAGAAUUCAUACUGGAGAGAAACCCUAUGAAUGCAGUGAAUGUGAGAAAGCUUUCAGCCAGCGUGCACACCUUACUCAACAUCAGAGAAUCCAUACUGGCGAGAAACCCUAUGAAUGCAAUGAAUGUGGAAAAACCUUCAGAUGGAGUACACACCUUACUCAACAUCAGCGAAUCCAUACUGGAGAGAAACCCUAUGAAUGCAAUAAAUGUGGGAAAACCUUCCGUCGGAGUACAGAACUCACUCAACAUCAAAGAAUUCAUACUGGAGAGAAGCCAUAUAAAUGUAGUGAAUGUGAGAAAGCCUUCAGCUGUAGGACACACCUUAUUCACCAUAAAAGUACCCAUAGUGGAGAGAAACCCUAUGGAUGCAAUGAAUGUGGUAAAACCUUCAACCGCAGCUCAUCUCUUACUCAACAUCAGAGAAUUCAUACUGGAGAGGAAUCCCAAGAAUAUAACUGAUAUGGAACAACUUCUUAUGAGAGAUGAUCUGUCACAUCAGAAGAUUCAUAUUUGGUGAUUUUAAAAAACAUCAACACUGACAUUUUGUAUGCUUUUAUGAAUAAAAAACUAACGUGACCAAUAUUAGCCAACCCAUCAUAAAAGAGAAGAUGAAAUACUAGAACGCAAAGAGUUCACCUAUUUGGGUCAUAAAUACCGGGUUUGAUUUCUGUGGCUUUCUUGACACUGCAGCUCAUGAUGAAGUUUUGUCCCCACCCUCUCAUUUUCUCCCCUGCUUGCCUAUAAUUUAUAUUGCCUGAAUCUCUGACCUCAACUUUUGUUGUCUCUGUAUGCUGUGAUUUCUCUGCUCCCUUAGUUUUGCCUUCUGACUGAUUAUGUAACUUACGCUUAGUUAUCCCUUAUCUUGGUUCUGAACAAUACUCUUUACUGACACAAGCCUGACUGUUAAACCUUGCCUUUCUAGAGUUGGCUGACUGAAUAUAACAGAGACAACACCAAUGAAAAUACUGGGUAUAGGAAAACUUUCAGCUAGUAUACCUUACUCAAUAUCAGAAAAAUCUUUGCCAGAGAGAAUGAUGAGCAUACUGAAUAUUUGAAAGGGCUUCUGAAUCAGUUCAUCUUUUGAUAAAUGUUGUUGUGUUCAUAUUGGAGAGAAUCUCUGUGAAGAUAAAUGAAUGUUUGGAACCCAUCUCCCAGAGUAGACACCUUGCUUAAUAUCAGGUAAUUUAUAUUAGUGAGGAAUCUUAUGCAUACAGUGAAUUAAAAAGUUUAGCCCUCAUCUCACAUUGGAACAUUCACAGUGGAGAGUAACCAUGGUAAGUUACUGAAUGAAGGGGAAUUUUUCAGAUUAAUCCCUUAGUUCAACAACCUGCAGUCAAGAUUUCACUUUUUCACCCAUCAACUGAUUUUAUUUGGUAUAUUUGAAAGUAUAGGCCUAGGAUUGGCUUGUUAUCUCUCAUUAAACAACCAUCUUAGGUAAGUUUGCAGAAGGCCUUCACCAGAAGGUUGACUACCAGGUUAAAAACUAAUUUGGUCACAAAACUAAUGAAGACUUAAGUAUAGAAGGAUUGCAGACUGCGUUAUGGAAUCAUGGAUCUUUCAAAUACUGAUAUAUUUGAGAGAAUUUUUUCCCUUUAUUUUUACUUCUCCCCCUAAAUAUAAAUUGGCUGUUACCAAGUUAGGAUUAGAAAUGUACAAAUCUGUGUGCUGUUUACUCAGAACAACCAUUUUAAGUCCAAGGUUUCUGGAAAAUAAAGGAAUCUGAUUGCUAAAGCAACUACAGCUUUUGAAACAAAUCAGUGGGACUUAAACCUUUCUGGAGCAAAGGAACUACACUGUUUGUUCUUAUAUUUGUGGCAGAUUUACUUAUUGGAUGUUUGAAAUUAUUUAAAAUUCAUAUUACAUGAAAGUGAUGUUAUAAUGUAGGGUUAGGAACCAAGAUUCCUGACCACGUGACUGUUGUCCAAAGGUUUUUAUAGAAAUGAUUACAGAUACUAUAUUUAAUCAAUUAUAAAUACUAUAGAUGCAUGAUACCAAGUUUUUUAAAGUGUAUAUAAAUUGCAGCUCAGUAAUGUAUCAACUAAAAUUGUUUUUUUUGCUAUGAAUUUUUUUUUUGUUCAGACCUUUGAUUUCAUUAUGUGGAGAAUUCCCCUUGCAGAAUUCCCCUCAGUGAUGCAGAUCAACAAUUUGUCUUUAACAUGGAGUUGUAGAGAGGUAUCUGGGAAAAUGAAAGUUUAAGUGAUUUGUUCAUGGUCACAUAGUUAGUAUGGUCCAGAGAUAGGUUUUUGAAUUUAGAUCUUCUUUAUUCUAAGGCCAGCCACUCUGUCUUCUACUUAUUAUUAACUACGGCUUCAUUAUUAUUCCUAUCUUAUUUUAUAUGACAUUAAGACAGGAGGUAAAGGAACACUUUCUCUAGGGUCACAAAAUUCAGGACUUUUGGGGAUAUUUGAACAGGCACAUCUAAAAGGCUUUUUGAAAAUUUAAGGAAAUUUUCAAAAACUCAAUUCAGAAGCUUACUCUUCUGUUCUUUUGUAUCCUUAAUUAAAAAAAAAUCAAGCAUAGGUAUUUAUGUGAGAACAUAGCAUGGGUAGAAAGACAGCCUGCAUUAAAGUCAGGGAAAUUUGAGUUCAACUCAUACCUCUUAUAGAAGCAGGCUGUGAAAUUCUGGGCAAAUCACCUAGCUUCUCAGUUUCCGAGGCAACUUUCUAAGAUACAAGUUGCAGAGGUAGUUGGUUCCAGUCUUCACUGGUAGAAGAAGUCUCUCAUAGGGAGUACUUAACAUUGAUGAAAUCACAGAUCAAUUUCCAUUCCAUUUAUCUGUAAUCAUAUUAGUUAUUCUACUUUGACAGUAGGAUGCUUUUCUGUAAUUUAAAGUGCCAUCUAAUUACCAUUUAACUUUCAUCUUUUUCUCUGUCAUGCCUCGAGUGGAAUGAAUGGAUGGGCAUGAUUGAAAGUAGCUCAUAAACAGAACAGCUAUAAGAAAACAGCACUUUUAGUUGUGUCUGAACCCUAUAGAAAUUACUUUUUUCCUUCCCAGUUCAAUUUUUUCCUGUUUUUAUGUGUGUAGUACAUUUGUGUGAGUUAUGUUUCUGGAAUAGCUUAGUUUAUUUCCCCAUGUUAAUGCCCUUUUACUGAUUUUGAUUAUAGAUUGUUCUCUAUAUCAUUUCUAUAUUGGACUUGGUUUGUUUACAGACUUUUGCCCUUUUGAGAGUUGUUACUGAUUUUGGACUGUGAUAACUUUUUCGCUUCAUUCAUCUCACUUCCCCAUCCUUCUCAGUGGGAUGUAAGAAAUGUGCUGCUAAUCCUAGGACUAUCAACAGGUACAGAGAAAUGGAUGAAAACAUAUCACCAUACUUCAGGCACAGCUGGAUUGAAUGAUUAGAAAAGGCAGCUUGUAAGGGAAAGUGAUUUUUCUUCAGAAGAUACUCAGUGGGAGCUAUUUGAACAAUUUAUCCAACCCUAACUUCCUUAGACAAAUUUUCAGAGUUCUUGAGUGAAAUUUCUGGGUUUCUGACUUUGAUGAAUUUAUAUCCGAAAGCCAUCUUGUGGAAUUUCUUCAUGGAUCUCCCUAGGAUGGGGUUCCUGCUCUUUAGGUUAUUUGCUCAUAUAAACUGCUAAGUGAUGCCAUUAUUGAUACCAACCAUCUAUUAGCACAACUUAGUUUUUUUUUUUUAAUGACAAAUUCAAUAUACAAAGGCACUUUGAGCCGAGACUGACACUUAAAUUUUCCUAACUGCCUGAUGUUAUUGUUGGAAUAUGCUAUCACUUUCAGGAUAGAGAGCCAAGACCUUAAGAAUAAUAAAGACACCAUGAUGGACCAAAUUAGGAUAGCUUAUUAAUGAACUCAAGUCAGACAAACUUGCUUUCACCAUCAAGCCGUGAUUAUCUAAGGCCAGGUUAUAAAGAGAAACUUGCUUUUAUCCUAAGCACAAUGUGAUUUCUUAUGCCCAAACUACAAGAAUUUCCUCUACUGUGCUGAAUUUGGAAAUGUAGAUAAUAUUCCUCUGACCCAAUUAAGUUCUGUGAAGUAGAAAAAUAAACUAGAAGUGAAAUGAUUCUUAUUCUGUUAGAUGCUGGGGCACUAGCCUCCUAGCUUCUUAUUGGGCCCAUGAGAAUGGAAGUAGGUGGUCAGUGGAAAUGCUUUAUUGUAAAGGAGCUCAUUCAAAUCUAUCAUUAGGUGUGCUUAAUCAUGUCUGACAAUAAAGCUAGUCCCCAAACUCAAGGUUACAUAGUUACAAAUGCCAAUUUAAGGUCUUGGGGCAAAUUCAGGACCUUAGGCUAGUCUAAUAGGGAAUCCUGAGCCAUGGUAAAUUUAAAACAAUUGGGGCCAUACAGAAAUGAGUGACUUCUGGUUCCUGGCACAUAGUGAACACAUGAUAAAUGCUUGUUGAUUGAUUGGCCUAAUCAUUAACAAAGGAAAUAACUGAAGGUUCAAGUGGAAAAAACAUAAAGGGGUACUGAUCCUAGCCCUAAUGAGCUUUCUCAUUGCCUGAUGAUGCUCAGGAUAUGGUGGCUAUUAUGCCAUACCUCGUUUGGGAGAAUUUGGCAGAUUACUUUUAGCUUAGAAUUCUAUAACCAGAACUGCUCUGGUGCCAUCCCAUUGAUUACAAACAAUGGUGCUCUUUUGAAUGAUCUUCAGCCAGAUAAUCGCUCUAGAAAUUCAAAUCUAACCUCAGACACUUUCAGCUGUAUGAUCCUGGGCAAGCUUAACUAACAGAAUCUCCUCUUGCUUCUUCCUUGUAAAUGAUACUUAGUAUAAAUUCUAAGACAAGCAAUAGUUAAAAAAAUAGAAGUUUAUAGGCAUAAGCUGCCCCUUGGAUUUUGAAACCCUGCCCGAAUAUCAGGUCAAUUAAUGACUGUGUUGUAGACUUGGUUCUAGAAAGUAAAAUUAAAAGGAGCUUCUAUACUUAUGGCCUAAUUCAAAUAUCCUUUUGGAGUUUUUCACUACUCCAGAGAUUUAGGUCGAAUUUUCCCCUUACCUGGCUAAGUCCUAUAAUAUCUGUGAAGUAGAAAAAUGGGGAAUUUGUUUUCUUUUUUUUCUUUUUUUUUAAACCCUUACCUUCCAUCUUGGAGUCAAUACUGUGUAUUGGCUCCAAGGCAGAAGAGUGGUAAGGGCUAGGCAAUGGGGGUCAAGUGACUUGCCCAGGGUCACACAGCUAGGAAGUGGCUGAGGCCAGAUUUGAACCUAGGACCUCCCGUCUCUAGGACUGGCUCUUAAUCCACUGAGCUACCCAGCUGCCCCCAGGGGAAUUUGUUUUCUAAUGAUUUCCAUAGUGUCUAAUUGCAUUUUUAAAAGUCACAUACUUUACCUUCUGUCUUAGAAUCAAUACUAAGUAACUGUUCCAAGGUAGAAGAGUGGUAAGGGCACUUCCCUAGAGUUGCACAACUAGGAAGUGUCUUGAGGCUAGACUUGAACCCUAGAUAUUCCUACACAGUUAAAAUUUAAAAUAAAUUCCCAUUCUGGUUGACUAGGUCAGGGCACAUUUUAACAACAACUUGCUUAUGAUCUGGCCUCCACAUGCCAGAUGAACAAGUCAAAGACCAUAUUCUAGACUUGCUAUCACUAAUUUUCACUCCAUAUGACCAUUUUCACUAUAAUGAACCUGUCUAAUUGCAGCCCAACAUUAUUAUAGCACUCUGACAGGCUCUCAGGGCUUGUCUCAGCAUUCCCACCUCCAGCCCUGAUGUCUUAUCUUUUGGAAUACUCUGCUCUUGACACCUUUCUUUUCCAUAUUCCUUUCCUUUCUUCAUUACUUCUACUUGCUCCUAAUUCUCCUGUGCUCAAGUCUUUUCCUAAGAUCAGUGUCAUUAAAACUGGAUAAUUUCUCCUUAAGUAAUUUCAGUGCUACUGAGAUUUUGGGGAACACUGGUGGAAAACUGCUCACUAGUCACAUACACUAUAGACGUAGAAUAGUGCAAAGCACUUAACCUGCUUCAGGACCUAUAUGUCCAAAUUAUGAAUAGGGUGUUUUACAUAUAUUUAUCACCAAAGUAUAUGCACAUCUACAGAACAUAAGGAAAAAAAAACGCAUGAUAGAACAAUGCAAACAAGUAAAUCAGUAGGACUGUAAAAUUAUUUGCGUAUUGCAUAUGCAAAUAGCAAUCCAAUGUAUAAUAAGUAUAGCUAUAGUAAAUAUAGUAAUCUAUAAAAAAUUAGCAAAAUAAAUCAAUAUAAUGCAUGGCAUUUGGUAACUGAAUAUCACUAAUUCCAUAUAACGCAUGCAUCACAAAGGUUAACAUUAAUACUUUGUCUAGCAAUACGUGUAAAUGCUUCCAGGUUUGCCUAUAACAUCAUAGGUUAGUUUGGUCAUGACUAGAAGAGCCUGAGCUUUCCUAUGACCUGCUGAUCUAUUGGACUAUCUGAAUGUCAUGAUCAUGGUAUGACUGAUCAUGAUCCUCAUAAAAACUAUAAACCUAUAUUCUUAAACCUGAGCUUGUGAAGAACUCAAGCUGGCUGAUAGUAUUUUUAGGCUCUGUGGGACAUCUGUAGUCUAGAACUGUGUGACUGAAAUUUUAGGCAGGGUAAUUGGUGCUUCUGGGUUCAGUCAGUUCUCUUCCUUUUUUGGAACUGCACCUGGGCAAGACUAUUGGGUUACAAUACACAGUAAUGUACACAGCAUCUCCUUUACUGGAAGUGUCACUGAGUCACUGUCUUGUAUAAAUGUUUAUUGUACAUUGUGGGUAACUUUACUUAUCGUCUGUGCAAGUAUCAUUAAGAAUGAGGAGGAGAACAGUAUUACAAACACUUGAGUAUCCAGGAGAAGAGGGUGAUUAAUAAUGGUAAAGGCUGCAGAGUGGUCAAAAAAGAUGAUUGGGGAAAAGCCAUUAGAUUUGUCAAUUGAGAUUUUAGGCACUGCUAAGCACUAUAGAUAUAAAGGGAAAACCCCAAUACUCCCAGCUUUUAGUGUAAUAGGAGGAGGGGAUGACACUAUGCUAACAACUAUGUGCAAACAAGAUAUAUACAGGGUGAUAAUCUCAGAGGGAAGAUACCAAGGUUAGGGAGGACUGGGUAGGGCUUCCUGUAAAAAGGUGGAACUUCAGCUGAGACUUGAAGAAAACUCAGGGAAGCAAGGAAGCCGAGAUGAGGAGACAGGAGAUAGGUUUGGGGGAUAGCCAAUGAAAAUGUCUGUUACUGGGAGAUAGUGUCAUGCUAGAGGAGCAGCAAAGAGUACAUUGUCAUUGGAUCACAGAGUAUGUGAGAGAAAGUAAGGUGUAAGAAGGCUGAAAAGAUAGAAAGUGAGCGGGUUAUGAAGGGCAUUAAAUGCCAAACAAGAUUUUAUAUUGAUCCUGAAGGUAUUAGGGAGCUCCUGGAGUUUACACAAUGGGGGCAUAGUGUAUGUGACAUCAGGUGUGUUUUAGGAAAAUCAAUUUGAUGGCUGAUUGGAAUGGGGAGAGAUGAGGCAAGGAAACCAAUCAUCUGGCUACUGCAAUAUCCCAGGUCAUGAGAAAGUACACAAUGGUGGUGGCAGUGUCCAAGGAGAGAAGAGGACAUAUUGAAGAGAUAUAAAAUAACAGGACUUCACAAUUGAUUGCAUAUGGGGGAUGGUGAGAGAGCAAGGAGUUGAAGAUGACAUGUGGUUUCUGACCUUGAGGAAGAUAUAAAGAUAGUAAGAGGGGAAGGUUUGGGGGCUAAUGAUAAUGAGUUGUUUUGGAUAUGUUGAGUUCUAAAAUGUAUAAGGACAUGUAUUUCAAGAUGCCUGGGGGUCAGGAGAAAGGUUAAUGCUGGAAGGGUAGAUCUGAGUCACCUGGACAUGAUAAUUGCAACAAUGGGAGCUGAUGAGAUCACUGAGUGAGUUCUAUAGUGGGAUAAGAGAAGAGAUCAGAGCCUUGGGGCAUCCUUAUGAUUAGUGAGAAUGACAUGGAUGAAGAUCCAGCAAAGGAUGGAGGAGGAGGAACAGGAAAACAGGGUUACAGACAUUGAAGAGCAUCAAGGAGAAGAGGUGAUUAAUAACGUUAAAGACUGCAAAGUGGUCAGAAAAGAUGGUUGGGGAAAAGAACUUCAGAGAGCAUAUUUUGGCUGCAUAAUGACAUCAGAAGCUGGACUGCAGAGUUAAACAUGAGAAAAAAAAAAGAUGUGGAGGCACUUAUUAUAUUGGACGCUUUCAAGGAAUUUAGUCAUAAAAUGGUGGAGAAUCAUAGGAUGUCAGAUAAUGGGAAUGGCCAGAUUAGUGAGGGAUUCUUUUUUUUUAUUUUUAGAAUAAUGGAGACAUAAGUAUAUUUGUAGACUUUAGAGAAGCAGCCAGUAGACAGAGAACUAUUGAUGAUUAGUACGAGGACAGGGUUGUUAUUGCUUAUCAUUUGUCUCCAUUUACUCCAACCAACUCUCCUUUGAUUGGUGAAUUGUCUUUACAGGGCUCCCACAAUUCUCCCACUGUUAUUUUAUAAAAAGGGGAGGGUAAGGAAUAAUAAUUUACAUAGCAAUGACUAUGUGUUGCACGCUGUGCUAAGCACAUUGUAGAUAUAUCAUUUGACCCUCACAACAACCCUAAAUUAUUAUACAUAUUUUACAGUUGAGGAAACUGAGGCAAACAAGUCACAGCUAGUAAGAGUUUGAGGCUGGAGGUCUUCCUGAUUUCAGGAUUUCAGUACCAGUGCUCAAACCACUGUGCUAUCUAGCUGCUCCUCAAAGGCAAGUUGUCCAUUUUCUUCAUAAUUAGACAUGGAAUAGUUUUCCAGAAAUCUAAAAACUUUUCGGUUCUGGGAAUAUUAAGAUUUCUCUGCAAAACCAUUUUGCCUUGAUAAAGAUUUUGACAAUUAACUUGGGCAAUAUAGUCAUUUGUUUCUGUCAGUAUUCUUCUCAAAUGGCCAUGAUUGGUUGGUAGGUUUCUGCAAAGACCAGCUCCAGGAUGGGCCUCAUGGGUCAUACAGCGCAGGCAAGAAGCAUGGGGGUUGGGCUUACAGGAGGUGCUUUUUCAACUAAGAACUAAGCAGACAGCUUCUCAGUGCAGUGGCAAAGUUUAUUGGGCUGGGGUCUACAAUUUGUAGGGUAAAUGACCUACGUCUAAGAGUUAGGUAGUCUUCAUACAGAAACAAUGAUUGGUAACGAUUCUCAAGUAAGGAUAAUGAACCUAGGUUACGUCAGUGAUCACAGACAAAAGUUUUCUUUAUGUAAUGGAUUAAUAUGCAAUGUAUGACUGCUCAGCUGGGUUUGGACCUUCAGUGGGUGACUCCCUAGCAAGGUUUCUGAUGAAGUUCUUGCCCUAGUGGUUUCUCGGCAGAACAUUUGAUAAUUCAGAGAGAAGAAUAGGCUGGUUUCAAGCUAAGAGGAAAGACUACAUGCCUACUACUUGUAAGUUAAUGGCUUCCCAGAGGCCUUGCAUUCGGGGGUGUUCUGGGCUUAUUUCCACAGCCUUGCUGAAUUGAAAGCCCCUGACUUCCUAGCCUAUUUUACAUCCUGGUGUGCUUUGGGCUUGGAAGCCCCUACCCUUCUUGUGCUGCUCCCACAGAUUCCUCUUGGACUUUUAGUUGACAUAUACUGGAAUUCUGUCUUCUCCAUCCUUUGAGAUUUCAAAGUCCAAGUUAAUGAGAAGUCAUAGCUUUUGCCUGAACAUUAAUAAACAUCUUAAAAGCAUUAUCCCUGGGCAGUUCCCAAUAUUAGAAAUGCUAUAUGUUGACUUCACUAGAGUUUUUGUUCUGGUCUCCAUUUCUAACUUAACUGUGUAACUGAAACACUUAGACUAUAGAUCUUAUGACAGUGUUUGGUUUCUGAAUUUCCUUGAAUAUCCAGCUCUUAAAAUCUUUAUUUGGUUAGAAUGGAGCAUAUCAGAAACGGAAUCCAUACACUGAAAAAUGCUUUCUCACAACACUUCAGCAACCAUGAAGGUUUUCCAGUUCUUCCUUGUGCAUACAUGGUAAAAAUAUUACUUAUUAUUGUUAUUUCCUCAUAUAGAUUAAAGCAAAUCAAUCUAGAAAAGUUCAAAAGAUUUCCUAGUGCUUCUAAUGUCUAAAUAUGCAAAAUGAGUUGGAAACACUUUUCUUUGAACUUAUGGGAAUCAAGUCUAUCACUUGUUAGUGAUAUCAAGUUGGGCCAUUAAAAUCAAUUUCUUACUAACUCCAAAGUCCUUAGGUAUUGGAUACAUAUAUAUCCAAAGGAAUCAUGCAAUUGUUUUCUGACCAUAUAGUUUUAUUAGUCAGCCCCAGUUCCUUCCUCGAACCAUAUGGGUGGGGAGGGCAACACAGUAUAAUGAUAUAGCAGAGCAUUCUGUUGUACAUCUCCAACUUCUGCUUUUGCCUCAAUAGUAUAGUACUUUCAUAAGGAUGGAAUUUGAGUUUGUUAGAAUCAUUGUCUUUUUUCUUGACUUGUUUCACAAUUAUUCUACCCCUUAAUUAAUUAGCUAUUGCUUUUGCUUCCAGUCAGACAUAGCCAAGUGAAGCAGAGGCUGGUACAGUGAAACAAAAUUUACAUAUUCUAUUGUCAGACUGUCAGAAAGAAACCCCAAAUUCUGAGCUUCUACUUGAUUGAGGCUCAGUUACAUGGGCAUUCCAUAUGGUUUUCGCUUCUUUCAGUUUCAGCCUCCUGGGCUCCAGACCAGAGUAUCUGUGUCCAUAUGAGACUUGCUUGACAAGUAGUAUAUGCUGAAUUCAUAAUCAAGCAGUACUGUUACUCAUCUAUGAUGAGCAUAGUAUAAUGACACUGAUUUAAAUAAAGGCCAGUUAUUGCCAGGGGGCCAUCAAAGCCAUGCUGUUUGACAUGGUCACACAUGGAAACUAGGGUUGAAAGUGGCCCCCAGGAAGGAUGGAAACAUCCACUCAGACCCCCUCUGUGUCACUUCUCUCACUAACAUUUCUUAUUUUUGGAAUUGCUUCACAGAAGAAAAUAGAUGAGAGCAAAAUAACUACAGGAUUAAUAUAGAUAUCCCACAUUAUUCUCCCAGAAUAUCACCAAAAGAUCAUAUAGAAUUAAACCUAAAGAUUCCUAUGUACCCACUUAGAUGGAAAACCCCCCUUUCCCUCAGGUUAAACUGCUAACAAGGUUGCAGUUAUAUUCUCCACCCCCACUAUAAACCAGGGAUGACAGGUAGAUUAAUUACCCUCCAGGCACAGACUGGUACAUUACACCUCACUAACUUGUUUUACUAAUUAAAACCUAGGUAAUCUGUCUUGGAAACCUCCAUGAAACAGAAAAAUGAUUAGCCUGAUAUAUACAUAUAUAUAUAUAUCUGUAUAUUUGAUAUAUAAUAUCAAAAACUGGAUUAUGUUUCUGUUACCCUUUGACCCUGCACUUAGCAGCAGUGUUUUUGUUGGUUGUUUCCUAACAAAUCCUGAUUGAUUAUCUGUUUGAUUAAAAGUAACAAAUCAUUUUUCUUAGCUUAUCUGCAAGUCCGAGCACCUCACAGAUUAAUGAAGAACUGACCUCUAGUUACUCUACCUGUGAUGAGAAAACAUUUAUCUUUUGUAAAAGCUUUGUGUUUGUUGUAGCAACAUAGUAUGUAGAAUAGUCACAGAAUGUUAAUUAAACAAUUUGUUAAAAGUUAAUGUAUGACUUAUCCAAUUACCUGUAAGGAACAUGUAUGUUGAAAAAUGAAGCUGUUUGCCAAGGAAAUAUGUAACCACUGGGGAGUAUAAAAAUAAAGACAACCCUGGGCCAAGUGGAACAGUUCCUUGUGAUGCCUGGCUACAGGCUGACACUCUCAACUGUCUUCCCAUCAUUCAUUAUCUGCCGAUGCCACCACACCUAGUCAAGGACCCCUGAAGCUGUGGUAAGGGCAGGCCCCAUACCCACAGCAAAUUAUUAUAUAGUCUUGGAACUUUUCAGUGAUUUCUCAUGUCAAAAAAAAAAAAGAAUUCAAGUUUGUAUAAUGUGGUACAAGUCUUAUUGUUAUGAAGUCCUCUGUUGGAAAAUGUAACUGGUUUCACAUAGUAGGAGCUUAAUAAAUGCUUUGAUCGAUUGA
Monodelphis domestica (gray short-tailed opossum) is the source of this 13367-nucleotide messenger RNA. RefSeq lists its product as uncharacterized. Gene Ontology annotation, molecular function: DNA-binding transcription factor activity, RNA polymerase II-specific; RNA polymerase II cis-regulatory region sequence-specific DNA binding. The record is from RefSeq and is a predicted model, not a curated record. Gene Ontology annotation, biological process: regulation of transcription by RNA polymerase II. Lineage: Eukaryota; Metazoa; Chordata; Mammalia; Didelphimorphia; Didelphidae.